Messenger RNA from Leucoraja erinaceus (little skate), 4592 nucleotides. It is a transcript of the gene bhlhe22, whose product is annotated as basic helix-loop-helix family, member e22. The record is from RefSeq and is a predicted model, not a curated record. Gene Ontology annotation, molecular function: protein dimerization activity. The transcript has a single exon. NCBI's taxonomy places the organism in Eukaryota, Metazoa, Chordata, Chondrichthyes, Rajiformes, Rajidae. The coding region runs from base 437 to 1249 and encodes 270 amino acids.
CCCGGAAAGCUCGUCGCCAUCCAGACAGUGCAGUUGAAGAGAAGAGAGAGAGCGAUAUAUCUCACAGGCUGGAUUGUUUGUUACCGUUUUAAUCCUAUUAAUUAAAACGUUAACCUGAUUGGUGGAAGCACGGUCCCAACAGGCAACCCUUCAUAAUAACCUGCUCGGAGAUAAUGAUGUAAAAGACUCCCGUCUGCUGAUCGCCACGGAAAUAUCUUGAAGGUGAAUCCAAGCAGAUAAGCGUUACGAGGUGCUCAUCACCAUUACCAUCAACGGCAGCAGCAGCAUAUCGGGACAGAUCACAGGGUUAAAAAAAAGUGCACACAUCACGAUCAAGUGGUGGAGAGAUCAAAGGGUGGGGGGCAAGCUAAGAUAUUAAAAGAGUAGUUUAUGCAACCACAACGAAAUCCCAGCCAACGGACUUGACCUGGCGAGAAUGGAAAGGAGCCUCCACCUCAAUGGACCACAAGAGGAUCGUUUUCGCCAAACUCUCAGCGCCUCGGCUAAAAGGCUGGAGAGUACUUUCCGCCCGGCUGCCGCUAUCGAGCUAUCUCUGCCCGAGCCCCGCUCGCCGAUGGUGUGCUUCGAGCAAGCCGAUGCCGACCCGGCGCAUCAGCAGCCAGGGGGAGAGGCUGGAGGGGGCAGCGGACAGUACGCCGAGCACCAGGUCAACUCUUGCCGGGAGAGCAGCGGAGGCGACCAGAGCUUGGACGAGGACAGCGACGAGCGCUGCGAGCUGAUGCUGGGCAUGCAAGGAGGCCGUGAGCAGGCAAAAGGGGCCGUGGGGCCGACCGGCAAGAAGAACAAGGAGCAGCGAGCCCUGAGGCUCAGCAUCAACGCCCGGGAGAGGAGGCGCAUGCACGACUUAAACGACGCGCUGGACGAGCUGAGGUCGGUGAUCCCUUACGCGCACAGCCCUUCAGUCAGGAAGCUCUCCAAGAUCGCCACUCUGCUUCUGGCCAAGAACUACAUCCUGAUGCAGGCUCAGGCACUGGACGAGAUGAGGAGGCUGGUGUCGUACCUCAACCAGGGCCAGAGCUUGCCGGCGGCAGCGCUACCGUCCUCCGCCGCCGCCCUAACCCCCAGCUUGGGUGCCUACGAGCAAGCGGCGGCUGGCGGAUACCCAUUCACCGCCAGCGGCUUAGUGGCAGCUACGGCGGCGGCAGCCAGCUGCCCCGACAAGUGCGCUACCACCGCGGCUCUUUACAACACGUCCAGUCUGUGCAAACAGUGCAGCGACAAGCCUUAAACAGACAAACAGUAAAACCCAAGGACAAUUUCCAUCGCGAGGGGCAAAAAUAAACAGUUGGGUAUCAACAACUGAACAAGACUUAUGUUUAGACCUGGGUCUUUGAACAGAAGUGUUGUUGGAAAAGUUUGAUCGAGAAACUAUAGAUACGAGAAAGUUUUUGUUUUGUUUUGAGGGCGGGUGUAUAUUUUAAUUUUCAUUUGGACUAUGGACUCUCCGUGUUAAAACUACCGGCCUCAAUUGGUUCAGAGGUUCCAUCAGUGUCAGUAGCUACUAUGGACUGUUGUAUUAGAUUCAUCCACCGCUUUCUAAGACUCUGUCUGCUGUGAUUACGGCUGCGGUACAGCUACAUUUCAGACUGCUUCCGUUAACGGUGUGUUUUCAAACUGUCUUCAGAUUAAACAUAAAAUCUGUGUUUUUUUGUUUUUUUUUAAUAGAUAAUCAUUAUCACAAAUUGUUGCAGAAGUGAAAAAGGAUUUUCAGGAAUCAAUUAUUUCAUGUGACAAACAACUUGAUGUCAAUUUAUUUCUUAACUGUGAACGAGUUGGGUUUUAUAAGAAUAUGGGGUUUAUGAUACUGUUACAUUAUAUGGUUUUAUUUGUGUUUUCGGCCUCUGUACAGAUCACGAAGUGUUAAAAUAUUUUUGUUACGUUUCUUAUGACAAAAAACGCUAUUUACCCAAAGUGAGCUUUUUUGUUUGCAUGACGGCACAGUGCCUGUCCAUCUGCAAUAUAUAAAUAUAUAAAUAUCAUAUAAAGUAUGUAUAAAAUUGACUUGCCAUGUUUCUACUGCUGUUGCGUGUUUGAUUUGCAGUUUGUGCAAACUCUGCCUGACAUGUUGGUGCCAUUGCCUCUCUUAAAGGGUCUGUUGGCAGCUCAUGAUGUAUGAGAGUGGUGAUAUACAAGUCUGGCCCUGAUUAUAAUAUAUAGCCAUUUCUAUGUGUUAUCCGUGUUGGAAGACAAAUUUAUUAAACAUAUUUUGAACAAAUGAUAUCUAUUCAAUUUAUGUUUUAUAAGCAAAAAAAAAGUAGUGUGAGUGGCACAGGCCGCAUGAUACAUCAAGUGAAGGCUUAGAGGUGUGACAUUAUACGGCUGUAAUGGCCUUCGUGGUGAAAUAAGCUUUGAAAAUGCAAAACUGUUGAAGAAAUUAUCACCACUAAUAGAAAAUAAAACGGUUUCGAGAGAUUCUGACAGAUUGAUCAUCGGGCAGAUUUAAGAUUCAAACUCCUUUCAAGUCUAUCUGCGAAGAAACAUUUUUUUUUUAAGGUAUUGCAGGACACGAUAUAACAGAAUGUGAAAUGACGACAUAUGGCGAGGAGCUGGGCUGUACUCUUCCGCUUGAUGGGAAUUUGCAUAAACCCCUUUUCAUGGCUAUUUCUUGUCAUUAUUAAAUGAUAGAGAUUUUUUAUAAUCCUUUAAUUUGUUCUUCUGCUACGCGGCCACAGUGAAUGGCGAAUGGAAGAAAACUCAAGCCAUGAAGUGCAGUUGACCGGAUUUAAAGUAGGGGUUGUCCAUGUUGUUUUAAUAUUCAAUAUUGCUAUUUGUCCUCAGUCCCCGACCAUAUGCCUUAGACGAGGCUAAACGUGGUCCAACUGGAAAUAAUAUUUUCUGCUCCACUUGCUAUCAAAUGAUUAAUCAGAACCUGUAACUUUUCAGGAAACAUAACUAUCUGUGCCACAAAGCAAUAGCACACAGCCGACACAGAAGGGUUCACUAGCCCGAGGCCAAAUGAAAUGUCUCUCAGCAUUAGAUUACAAAGCCUCGGUGCACCUAAUUAUGAUUAUUAAAACAAUUUCCAUGACGAUGUCUAAUAUUAUGUUAAUUUGAAAACAACUGUGUAUGAAAACUGUCGACUAUAAUACCUAAAUUCAUUUAAUGAAACACAUCGUUAAGGCAAUUAAACCUCCUGGAUGUGAUUAAGGAACAUAAUUGCGACACUGUUCAUUGCCAUAAUUGGGUGUCUUUAAUCAAGGGGUAUAGUGAGGAGCAACACUGCCAUUACUUUGUAUUGUUCUCACUCUGCUGUCCAUCACUAUGAUUACGAAUUAGACAUAACCAGCAGACCUUUGGCUUAAUAACGUGAUUGAAUGUUGUCGAAGCAAUAUUUGCUGCCCAUCGUUUUGAUUAUUUCUUUUCAUUUUACUGUGGUACUGUAGACAUUGUCAAAAAGGAAUUCCGCGUUUAUUUUGUAAAGAAACAACCCUCUGCAACUUCAGCUUAAGUGGUAUUUCGAGUUCCCUCAUCAUUUACAGCGCGAGUGAUAAGUUAUCGAUACCUUUCGGAUCAAUACGUGAUGGUCUAAAGGGAAAAAAAAGUACACGGGGCGUUUUCGUCUGAGGUUUAGAAUCUACUGAUUGGUCUCUCAAAGCCUGAGUGAUGCCAGACAUUGAGAGCAGCAAUUCCACUGAUAUCGAAUACCGCAGGGAAUUACAACUAACAAGGGGCAAUGAUAUAUCAAAGGCUUUACCACAACACGGAAAUUGCCACUGAAUUUCUAGGUAAAGCGAUUAUUUUCCUCUCCAAGUGUCCGUGCAAUGAUGCCAGAACUCCGAAACAGCCAAUAUUAAUACAAUUAAAAUACAGUCUGGAAAGGAAAGACACAUUUUACUGGAAAAUGUAAACAGAAUUCGCAUCAUCUUCUACAUCCGACGACUCAAUUUACCUGACUCUCUCCCCCCCCCCGGGUCAUGCCAGGAUUGUUAGACUAGUGACUUCAUCAAAGCACCAAUAUCACGAAUAGUUCCCAAAUGAUGUCUUUAAGAGACACAACUGGGUUGUCGGAUCAUUGGGCCAUUGAUGGCUGCGACCACACGUAAUUUAGUCAACAUUUUUUUCUACCGUUGUGCUUUUUAGUACUUUCACGUUGAUUUUUUGUUUAAUUUAACUCACUAGAAUAUUGAAGAUUGUUGUUUUGUUGGGGAUAACUACUGAAUCUCUGGAUGAAGGGCGAUUCUAAUCCCAUGGAUGUCCCAGCAUGAGUGACAUUGACUUUCAUAAUGUAAUGACUUAUGAAAGAUAUAAUCAUGUGUUAAAUUGAAUCCUCCGUUUAACUGUUAAUGGUGUGCUCAGGGCACAUUUAUGUAUUAGAUGCUAUGGUAACUAAUUACUGUACCGCUGGAAAAAAAAGAGGCGAUAUUGUACGUUCAGGCUUUGAGAAAUAAUUAUUAGAAUCCACGUUUUGAGGAACCACAUUACUCUUGCGCGAAUUAAUGAACUGCCUGUAGGAUAACAACACAUUUUAACGUGACUUUACAUAUUGGAGACUUUACCAGUUUUGGAAUAGUAAGGAAGACAUUGGCCUUCAUUACCUGGAGACCCAGACAGAGGAGUGGUUUAUUAUAUUA